ACCACGGCACAAACAGAACAUUGUCCCUCUUCGCCGCACCCUCCUCCUCUUCUACUUCUUCUCUCUGCAAGUGUGUGGCAUUGAUAGGUUCGCUUCAAUGGCAGCCUUUGAUCACUUCAGGAACAUGUACGAUGUUGCACUCAAACCUCGCUUGCUUCAUUCCCUUAUCAGAGACCACCUUCCCAAUGAAAAGCACCCCUUUUCAAACCCUUCGGAACUGUCCAAGGUUGUCUCUUUGGUCAAAACGCACUCUCUUCUCUCUGAGUCUUUUACAGAAUCCAUGGACCCCAAGCUUAUUCAAGCAUGGAAAUCUGAAGUUACUUCCUGGGUCAACCACAUUCUGUCCCUCCUUUCUACUACUAUGCCAGAUAAAUGCUGGGCGGGUAUCUCUCUGUUGGGUGUUACUUGUGAAGAGUGUAGCUCUGAUCGUUUCCUAGAAUCUUACUCUCUGUGGUUCCAGAAAUUGCUGUCUUUUCUACAGUCACCAUCAGAUUCUCAUUUAGUGAGGGUAGCUUCUUGCGCUUCCAUAUCUGAUUUAUUUGCAAGGUUAAGUGGAUUUCCUAAGAUCAAGAGAGAUUCGUCUUCCUGUGCUGUGAAAGUUGUUCAGCCUGUUUUGAAGAUGUUACAAGAUGACAACUCAGAGGCAAUAUGGGAAUCCGCAGUUCAUUUGUUAUGCACCAUAAUUACUUCAUUUCCAUUUUCUAUUCGUAAUCAUUAUGAUAGUGUUGAAUCUGUUAUUGCCAUAAAGCUUUUCUCUGGAGGGUGCAGUCUUAAUAUGUUGAAGAAACUUGCACAUUGCCUUGCACUGCUACCAAAAUCAAAAGGAGAUGAAGAAAGCUGGUCUGUGAUGAUGCAGAAAAUUUUGGUCUUAAUAAACGAUCAAUUAAAUUUGGCCUUUCAAGGUCUAGAAGAAGAAACUAUCCGUAACGAGGUUAAUAGGUUGUUGGUUCUGUCUGGAAAACACCCUCCACCUACAUUAAGAGGCUAUAUGUUGUCAGAAGAAGCUAGUAACAAAGCAUCAAAGAGGUCUGAGCAAUCAUUAAUGUCUAAUGUCUCCACACUUAUGUUUGGCUGUUGCUUGAUGCUUACAAACUCAUAUCCUGUUAAGGUAAAUGUGCCUGUUCGCCUGCUAUUGGCCCUUGUUGAGAGAAUUCUGAUGGUUAAUGGAUCUUUGCCACAAAUAUCACUGCCAUUCAUGACUGCUAAGCAGCAAGAGAACAUUUGUUCAGAGCUUCCGGUUUUGCACUUGAGCAGCCUGGAAUUGCUUACAGCAAUCAUAAAGGCCAUGGGCAGUCAACUAUUACCACAUGCUGCAUAUAUCGUACGUAUCAUUACAAAGUACUUCAAGACAUGUCAGCUGCCAGAAUUAAGGAUUAAGGUCUAUUCAGUCACAAGGACUUUGCUCAUAUCCAUGGGUGUCGGAAUGGCUUUAUGCCUUGCACAGGAAGUUAUCAACAACGUGUUUGCUGAUUUAAGUACUGUUGAGAAUAAGAAUGGUGGCACGUUGAAUGGUUCAAAUUCAAAUGCCUCUGCUGGAGCACUCCUACCCCCAAGUCAUAGAAAAAGGAAGCACAGCAGUACAACUGGUUCUCUCCAAGAUCUUGAAAAAAGUGGUGAUUUGAGAGUGGAAGUUCCAAAGAAUCAUUCAUUGACUCCAAUUUCUCUGAGGAUAGCUGCACUUGAGGCGUUAGAAGCUCUUGUUACUGUGGCUGGUGCUUUAAAAUCUGAGCAAUGGAGAUCAAAAGUUGAUAGCCUUUUGAUAGUCAUAGCAACGGAGUCUUUCAAGGAAGGAUCAGUAAAUGAAGAAACAAGUGCAUUUCAGCAAAAAGAACCUACAGAAAAUGGCACACAUUUGCAGCUUGCUGCAUUGCGUGCUCUAUUGGCAUCUUUUCUUUCAUUUGCUCGGGUACGGCCACCAUAUUUAGUCCAGGGUCUCGAACUUUUCCGUAGAGGGAAGCAACAAACAGGAACAAAACUUGCUGACUUCUGUGCCCAUGCUCUGUUAACCUUGGAAGUGCUUAUACAUCCUAGGGCACUUCCAUUAGCUGAUUUCGCCUAUGCAAAUAACAAUUCUUUUGAGGAAGCUCAGUGUAACUUCCGAGAUGAAUAUGUCGGCCGGAACAACAGUACCGCAUCAUAUGGUUUACCAAAAGCAGUUCCUCCUGACUAUGAUGACGAUUUGUGCGCUAGAUGGUUUGAAAAUGGCAAUGAAGCCGAUGCGUCAUUGGCUAAAACCACAAAAUACACCCAAGAGCCUUCUGAAGCUUGUAGAGCUAAUGACCCCAAAGUGCUUUCCAUGCCUCUAUCUCCUAUCACCAAUAUACAAGAGAGGACUCAGAAGGUAUCUGUGACUACCACUUGUGCAGAUGUUGAAAUGAGAACUGUUGUGGAUGAAGUCAUGAUCAAGACAGAUCAAUCUGGAGAAUCGGUGGCACAAUUUCAGGAACCUGUCAGUUGCACCACGAACAUCCCCGUGGCUGAAGCUCACGGCGAUGUAGCAACUGAUGUAGUGUCUGAGGGGAUAGUUUCUGAAAGCACUAUGCCUCAUAAUGAAGCCAGUGUUAUGGAAUCAGGACAAGGAAGCUUGGUUAAUAUCGACUUUGAAUUAGCUUCCCAGAGCAACAGUUCAAUGCAGAGAACAUCAGAUUCUAAAAUGAGUCAAGAAUUUGAUUUUAAAUUGGAUUAUGGCAAUUCACUGGCUGAUGAAGAAGCUUUUCCUGAUAUUGUGGAUGCAGACCCAGAUUCUGAUUCUGAUUAAUGGGAAGAUUUUGUAGCUUAUUUAUUCAAUGAAACAUACAUAUUCAAUGUCAUUCUCUUUUUCUAUCAGUUUUCCAAAGGUAAUGCCGCAUGUAACUUUUGAAUCACCAACAAGUAUUUUAUAGGUUUUUUUUUAAACUGUGUUGUGAAACAAGUAUAUGUAGUCUCUGGUACAAUUAGAUUAUAUUUUAUAGUUUUUUUUUAAUCAAAAUGAUUUUU
Messenger RNA from Abrus precatorius (Indian licorice), 2976 nucleotides. RefSeq names its product proline-, glutamic acid- and leucine-rich protein 1. Gene Ontology annotation, cellular component: nucleus. Gene Ontology annotation, biological process: rRNA processing. Lineage: Eukaryota; Viridiplantae; Streptophyta; Magnoliopsida; Fabales; Fabaceae. The transcript is spliced from 13 exons. The record is from RefSeq and is a predicted model, not a curated record. Bases 98 to 2758 code for a protein of 886 amino acids.